Solanum verrucosum is the source of this 2099-nucleotide messenger RNA. RefSeq lists its product as uncharacterized. The coding region runs from base 134 to 1870 and encodes 578 amino acids. Lineage: Eukaryota; Viridiplantae; Streptophyta; Magnoliopsida; Solanales; Solanaceae. The transcript has 6 exons. The record is from RefSeq and is a predicted model, not a curated record.
CUCUCACUGCACUAAUCCAUGAAAAUGAAAAUUAUACGCAAUAAAUUUGUAUAAAAUAAUCAAAAUCCAACUAUUACAUUCAAAUUACUGGAUCUGAAACUCCUCAUUUGGAUCUACACUUUUUCUACUUGAAAUGGGUUCGAGUAGUAGCAAGAAUAAUGCAGUUAAUUCACCGCUGCCACCGUCAUCUCCGGCGGCUUCAUGUUCAUCAUCGGUGGUCGUUCGGAGAUCUCGAUCCACUCGAAGUAAAGUUUUUCAGUCCGCCUGUCUCGGAUCUCGCGAUUCUGAAAAUGAAGCAGCACAGGCUUUGGAAACUCAAACGAAACGAAAUGAGGGUAGUGGUGCUUGUUUGAGUGAGACUAAAUCAGGAGGAAGAAAAGCCGAAUGGUUUGGAAAGGUUAAAAUUAAGAAGCAUGAUGAAACAUGUGUAGCCUCCAAUAUUGAGAUUGAUGAUUGGGAUGAAUCACGCUUAUCUGAUACAAUUGCUAGGAAAGGUGAUGCUUCUUCUCGAGCUUCAUCAUCUAGAUCAUCGAAUCUUUCUGGUCGUUUUCUCCCCCGGUUCAAUUUUCGUCCUGGAAACAUGAGCUUCCGGCUGAGCAGAGCAAACAGUUUAGGGUCAGCAAGGUCCCUUUUUGCAUCUUCACAGAGGUUUGCUACUUCAAUUAAUGAGGAUGAGCUUCGGCGCUCAAGUUCGUCAGGUAGAUUCACUGACAGAAAUGAAAGGCCACAGAAUUGUGACUUCCUUCCUAGUUGUUUCAGCAAUCAGUCUCCUAGCCAAUGCUCUGAAGAUGUUACUUCUAAUAACUUAGUAUUCACUCCUUCAACUGCUAACUUCUCUGAUAAUUUCACGGAUGAGCCACAUCCUACUUCCAGAAGAGGUUUGUCAGGUGACAGACAUGAUACUAGAGUAGAGUGUACUGUUAAUUUAUUUUCUCCAAGAAAUAAUAAUUAUACUGACGGUUUCGAGACAAGAGUUUCUGACAGAAGGAGUGCAGCUCGCGAACCUACUGAAAGGAACAUCAGUAUCAGCAGAACCCUGAGUGUUGGUAGACUUCGCGAUAGGGUUGUUCGAAGAUCAUCAUUUCCUGAUGUUUGUUCCUUUCAACGGGAAACGGAAACUGGGCAUGCUAGUGAGAAUAGUAUGAGACAGAAUUUAGGUGGUGAAUUAAGUUCGGUAGCAUCCGAAGGGAAUGACUUAAUUCUAUCAAAUACUUCUGGCUUUGCAUCAUCUGGUGCCUCUACCUCCUUGUAUGGGAGCCAAUAUUAUGCAGUUGAGAGCCCAAGAGGAAGAGAAACAAGAUAUCAUGAUCUUCUGGAGCAUAGGUCAAAUUGGCUAGAGCGGCGAAGAAGAAUAAGAUCUCAGGUCUAUGCCCUUCAACGACUGGGAAGGCGCUUUGAGAACCAUUCUGGACAUGAGAGGUCUUGUGUUUUAUCUGGUCAGCAUCGAACAGGUCACUGUACAUGUCGUAUCAGUAGCCAAGGAGCUAACUUAGAUAGUGACAGUAGUGCCAGGGCAAGCAUCUCAAGAAUUGUUAUGCUGGCAGAAGCUUUAUUCGAGGUUCUGGAUGAAAUUCAUCAGCAAUCAGUUGUAUUAUCAUCCCAGCCUUCUGUAUCCUCAAUUGGAUCUGUUCCAGCACCCAAUGAAGUUGUUGAAUCCCUACCUGUCAAAUCAUACAACAAAUUUCGUAGGAGUUCGAAUGACGAAGUUACACAAUGUUACAUUUGUCUGGUUGAGUACGAGGAAGGAGAUAUGUUACGAACACUGCCUUGCCAUCAUGAAUUUCACAGGACUUGUGUUGACAAAUGGCUCAAAGAAGUUCACAGGGUAUGCCCAUUAUGUAGAGGUGAUAUCUGCCAAGGGAAUGUUUGAUGUUGCUUUCCUGGAUAUCCUGUUUUGUAUUAUGGAUCCCCUUGAUAGUGUUGCAAGAAGAGUUGGCGCCAGGAGUAACUUCACAUGUCCUGAAACUUUCUUCGAUACACUUGAUUAUGCACAGUUUGAGAGUUUGGUCCUGUUUCAAUGCAGUUAUCCAUCUCUUUUGUUGUAAUUGUCUUCCUUUACAAUAUUCAUUUGUGAUAGAAACCUAUAGUUUCCCAGUAAA